UACGUGUCCUGGAUGACCUGCGUUGAGACGUGAGCUACAGGACCGCUGGCCUGAGGUCGGUGUUGGUGAAUCAACAGCAUGUGUGAAACUAGGUGUCUUUAAACAGAAACACGCAAGGAUACACAUCUAUUUCUGGGCUGACAAAAAUAUUGUAACCAGAUACUGGCAGGAACCUGAUGCAUGUUUCCUAUGGGCGACAUGGUUCAGUCGUUGCUGACUCCUUGUCCACAGCAACUUUGUAGCACGUUACUGUGAACAAGGAGAAUCGGCAAUAGUGUUUAUGCAGCUACUGCUUAGAACUUUGACAAAAGGGGAGGCAUGUUUUGCACUGACCUACUCAGAAUUGACAGUGCCUGGGGAUAAUGAAAAGUAUGCAAACUUUUAGGUGGUUUUCUCGUUUCUAAAUCUCUGCAGACUGCACCGCCAACAGCUCCUUCUGCACCAUCAUGGCUUUGAAGUGACAUCUUCAAAGUGAAUUCAAGGAGGAACACAGGCACAGAGCAAAAGGGUCUUGUUUUUCCAGAAUCCAGGUGGUGAGGGGUGGGGCUAGGCUGAGGCAGGGGUUCAGGCGAGGGUGAAUUUGCACACAUGUGUUGAAAACAGCCCAUCCCCCACCGAUUCCCAUCCCUGCAGCCUUGGUGCUGGCUCACUCUGAAGGCCACCCCUACAGGCCCGGCCAGCUCUGCGACUGGUGCCACCACGCCCCACGGAGGUCCCUGUUCCCCAUGGUCACAGCACAUGGGGUUCCCAACCCUAAUAAAGGCAGGCGUGUAAAGGGUUUGAGUGACUGCCUGGGCACCCCUGCACGACUGAAGGACCUUGGUGGUCCCUUGGGUGCCCUGAACCAUGUGGCCCAUAGGAUGAGGUUGUGCCCAGCCCCAAGUUGGCACCUCAGCUCAUCCCUGCCUGCAGUCCCAGCCUGUUGCAACGACCACAUGGAGGGCCAGGUGUAGGGGGAGGAGAGUACGGCACUCCCCUUGGUGUCAAACGUCAGGGGACACCACAGAACGCAGUCCUCAGGAUAAACCAUGUCUUAAUGCAAUGUUUCAAAAACUCGAAUGCAAAAAAUCUGCGGUGAAUAAAAUAUCAAAACUUUAAACAAAGACAGAAUCAGUGCUGCUGCCCUUUCCUUCUGUCUCAAGGUCUUGUGUGGCUCUGCCUAGCCCCGACGACGCCUGGCCCUGUGGGACCCUCUCCACGGAGGCCCCAGCCAGCUUCCUCCCAUUCCCUAUGCCCAGGAGCAGGCAGCCAGUGCUGCGUGAGGCCACCCACCGCCCUGCCCACAGCCCCACCACUGCUCUCCCACAUUGAACCCCGGCCGGGCAGGCGGCUCGCGUCGAAGCCCCCUCCCCUUCCUCCACUCUGAGUGACCCGGGCAAGGAGCUUCAACUCUCCAAGCCCCAGUCUCCUGGUCUACAAAGUGGGGGAAUGUUGGGACCUACAUCCCCUAUAGGGCGGCUGCGAGGAAACCCGCAGAGCACUGCCUGGCACAGGCCUGGGCGGGGAAGGCACCCUCUGCUCCCUGCGGUGGGAUUAUCUGCACCCUAAUUUGGCCUUUAUUUCCUGAAACUCUGGGGAAUCACUCCUUGAAUUUGUAAACCUGCAGGACAAAGGAUGGCAUUUCCAGAUUUUUCAGGGCCCUUUACCACCCGGCUGGUGCUCUGCCCGGAGCAGGUGCUCAGAAACACAGGUGGAAAGAUUUGAUACCCAGUACUGCUAGUCAGGGAGGAGACAUGGGAGGGAGGCUCUGAAAUUCCCACUUUGACGCCGAUUCCUUUUUAGAUGUGUCAGAUACGAUCUUACUUAAAUACCGGGGAAGUCUGCUCUUUCCUGACCAAGUCCAGGGGCUGGAGAUAAAUUUGCAAAGAUCCCUGAGUGUUUUGAGGAUGCAUUCAUUCCACAAACGCGAAGCAGAUGUGGUUCGAAGCUGUGCUUCUGGGGCCUGGGGAGGCACAAAGGCGUAUAUAGGGAGGGCCGGCGUCCCAGCUCCUCACUGCGCUGCCCAGAGGCCUCUGCCCUGACUGCCCUCCAGCCCUGGUCCCUGCAGCCGACGCCCAACAUGGACAUCGCUAUCCAGCACCCCUGGUUCAAACGCGCCCUGGGCCCCUUCUACCCCAGCCGGCUCUUCGACCAGUUUUUCGGCGAGGGCCUCUUUGAGUAUGACCUGCUGCCCUUCCUGUCCUCCACCAUCAGCCCCUACUACCGCCAGUCCCUCUUCCGCACCGUGCUGGACUCCGGCAUCUCUGAGGUCCGGUCUGACCGGGACAAGUUCGUCAUCUUCCUGGAUGUGAAGCACUUCUCUCCCGAGGACCUCACCGUGAAGGUGCAGGAGGAUUUUGUGGAGAUCCACGGCAAACACAACGAGAGGCAGGACGACCAUGGCUACAUUUCCCGUGAGUUCCACCGUCGCUACCGCCUGCCUUCCAAUGUGGACCAGACGGCGCUCUCCUGUUCCGUGUCCGCGGAUGGCAUGCUCACCUUCUCUGGCCCCAAGAUCCCGUCCGGCAUGGACGCCGGCCACAGCGAGCGAGCCAUCCCCGUGUCUCGGGAGGAGAAGCCCGGCUCUGCACCCUCGUCUUAAGCUCGGCCUCAGCCUCGGCUGCCACUCGCUGCUGCCCCUGCCACCCGCCCAUCCGGGAGACCCCAGAAAGUGGGGCAUCUGUCUUCCUUUGCUUUCUUCUUUUUCAUUUCCUUUUCCUCUUCUCUGAGGGAACGAGGGUUUGAUGGAGUAGCCAGAGAUCCCGGGGCCUCUGCCUGAGAUGCUUUGCCCUCAGGGUGACCUGGGUCCCAACACCAGCCAGUUGUGGAAGUGAUGGCCAUCCCAGUUUCUUUAGACCACAGCCCCGUCCUCCCGGGGGAUGCAGGCUGGUCUUGGUUCUACUGAGGGGUCAGAAGAAGAAUGCCCCCUCACUGAGCAUCUCUGGACGAGCCCUGGGUCUCCAGGGCCAGCCAGGGGCAUCCUGACCCUUGGCGGCGGGCGCCUGCCUUGAGGCUGCGCAGAGCACCCCGCCUACAUUCCCCGGGCUCCGUGAGGUCCAUCUGGCAGAGGCUCCGUGCGUGCACCUGGGUCUCGGCAGCCCGCUUCUCUCAGACCACCUUCCCUCCCACUUCCUCCGUGUAGUAAUGCUCUUGGGGUAUCUGGUCACCCAGGAGAAUGCAGC
Equus quagga is the source of this 3161-nucleotide messenger RNA. RefSeq names its product alpha-crystallin A chain. Gene Ontology annotation, molecular function: protein folding chaperone; structural constituent of eye lens. The record is from RefSeq and is a predicted model, not a curated record. The transcript is spliced from 4 exons. The coding region runs from base 2060 to 2581 and encodes 173 amino acids. Gene Ontology annotation, biological process: protein refolding; response to heat; lens development in camera-type eye. Lineage: Eukaryota; Metazoa; Chordata; Mammalia; Perissodactyla; Equidae.